CUUAAUGCUGUCUUGGUUAGCAUUGUGAAAAAGAUUGAUUAUAAAUGGCCGUGACCUGAAGAGCUUCUCGGCCUCAAAUACGUGAGACUCCAGAAGAGCGCGUGAAGCGUGUGCAUGGGACGGGAGGAAGAACCUGCUGAAGAGUCAGAAUUCGGCACAACACUGAACCCGGUGACGGUGAAAUAACAUCCACAAUGGACAGGCGAAGGCGGCAAAGUCUAAGUAAUCCUCCUACGAUGAGUGAUCUGAGGAUUGUUCUUCUGGGGAAGAAUCUAUCAGAAAACAGCCAAGUCAGAAACCUAAUCCUGGGAAUUGAUCUGCGUGAGAAUGAAGAACCUACAGCUUUAGAGCAGCUCAGUGUGAUGAAAAUCGGUGGAAUGGUGAAGGACAGACACGUCACAGUCAUUAACACCCUUCAUCUGCUGAGUCCUAACCUCUCAGACCAUCAGAUCACACAGACAGUGAGAGACUGUGUGAAUCUGUCUGCUCCAGGACCUCAUGCAUUCAUACUCAUACUGCAGUAUAAAGACUUCACUGAGGAGGACAUGGGAAGAGUGAAAUAUGUGCUGAAAGAAUUCAGUGAGGAUGCGAUUAGACGUGCCAUUGUUCUCACGACUGAUAAAGAGACAUACAGAUCAAUAAUUAGUUCCAUAAUCAGCCAUCCUGAACAGUUGAUUGUAGGCAAUGCUCUGGAGACAACUAUUCAUCAGUUAAUAAAGGAGUGUGGAGGACAUCUUCAGCUGGAUGAAAUAAAACCAGAAUUGCAAGCAGACAUAUUUAAAAGGGUUGAUAAGAUACUCAAGGAUAACAAGGAAGAAUAUCUCACAUGUGACAUAUUUCAUGAUGUUGUAGGAUCGUCUGUGGAUGAAGAGCAGCUCAAUUCAGAGGAAGAAAACAAGAAGAGCUCUCACCACAAUAAUGAUGGAAAACCCAACGAGAGACAGAAAAGGAGAAGUGGUGAAGGAAGACUCUUUUCAAAUUCAUCUGGAAAACAGAAGCUGAACCUGGUUCUGUGUGGAAGUAAUCCAACAUUUAAAGUCUCUGUGUCCAAACUUUUACGAGGGAAGAAGAUAAAACCUCCAGAUCGGAAAGCAAGCGGUGAAGAGUGUGUGAAGAAAGAGCAGAAGACUCAUGGUUGUCUGAUCAGUCUGGUGGAGCUUCCAGCUCUCAGUCGGCUCUCAGAGGAGGAAGUGAUGCGUCAGACUCUCAACUGUGUGUCUCUCUGUGAUCCUGGAGUUCAUGUUUUCAUCAUUGUCAUUCCUGUUGCUCCACUGACUGAUGAAGACAAAGCAGAAAUGGAGGAGAUCCAGAAGACUUUUUACUCCAAACAGCAUUUCAUGCUGCUUUUCACAUCGGACCUCAGUGUUGAAGGACUUGCGUUAGAUUUUGUCAAAUCCAGCACAGAAUCUCAGAGGUUAAUCAGUCGCUGUGGAGGUCAGUACAGAGUGAUGGGGUUUAAUGAACCUGAAAACUCAAGACAGAUCCCAGAACUGCUGGAUUAUAUUGAGAACAUGAAGACUGAACCGUAUUCACUACAGACGUAUGUGAAAGCUCAGGAGAACAGAGUCAGGAAUGAACUAGAGGAAAAACUGAGUGAAAUGAAGAGUAAAAUCAAAGAGUUGGAGCAGAAAAUUCAGUUAGAAGGUGCUGAAGGUGAAGCAGACGAUCAGGAAUGUUUGAGGAUUGUGCUGAUCGGGAGGACAGGAAGUGGGAAGAGUGCAACAGGAAACACUAUUCUGGGAAGAAAUGAGUUUCGCAGCCAAUUAAGGCCAGAUUCAGUGAUGACAGUUUGUGAGAAGGGGUUUGGUCAGACUGAUGGUCGAUCAGUAGCUGUUGUUGAUACACCAGGUCUCUUCGACACGACACUGUCAAAUGAUCGAGUGUUGGAAGAAAUAGUGAAAUGCAUUUCAAUGUCGUCACCUGGACCUCAUGUGUUCGUCAUUGUGUUGAGUUUGGGAAGAUUCACCAAAGAGUCAAUGGACACUAUGGAUCUGAUAAAGCAGAUCUUUGGUCAUAAAGCCGCUCAGUUCAGCAUCGUUCUGUUCACUAGAGGAGAUGAACUGGCAGAUGAAUCCAUACAAGAUUAUGUGAAUAAUUAUAAUUGUGCUGAACUCAAGAAACUGAUCAGAGAUUGUGGAAACAGAUUCCUGGUCUUCAAUAAUAAAGAAAAACGAGACAAAACUCAAGUGAUUCAACUGUUAAACAUGAUAGAAGAGGUGAAAAAUACUAAUGCUGGUCGAUACUUCACUAACAGCAUGUUUGAGGAGGCAGAGAUGUCCAUUAAGAAGAGAAUGGAGGAAAUACUGAAAGAAAGAGAAAGAGAGAUUGAGGCACAAAAUGAGGCAUUAAAAGCCAAAUAUGAGCUGGAAAAGAAAAACCUGAUGAAGAGACUCGAGGAGGAGAAACAGAGAGCAGAUGAAGAGAGAAUGAAAAUGGAGAAUCAACUAAAAGAAAAAGAGGAAAAACUCAGAAAAGAAAGAGGAAAAACAGCAAAGAGACGAAUAUCAUAG
Sinocyclocheilus anshuiensis is the source of this 2510-nucleotide messenger RNA. Its product is annotated as GTPase IMAP family member 8-like. The transcript has 6 exons. Lineage: Eukaryota; Metazoa; Chordata; Actinopteri; Cypriniformes; Cyprinidae. Bases 195 to 2510 code for a protein of 771 amino acids. The record is from RefSeq and is a predicted model, not a curated record. Gene Ontology annotation, molecular function: GTP binding.